AUGGAGGCUGAGGCAAAGCGAAUCGACACCAUUUACAAGCUUAGCCUUCGCCAUCCCUACCCUCCAUCACCGCUGCAUAAGCAGACGACUGCCGAGCCCAACCCACCAGACCGGCCCCAUGUCAUGGGGACUCCAGCUCUUUUCUGUGCUUUCGUCCGCUCUUUUAACAGGCGAUAUUCCUGUGGGCACAAGACCAAGAUUCGAACUCCAAGUAACCUACAUCCCAGGAGUCAACAACUCAAUCACAGAGACCCACUCUCUGGUGUAGUGGCGCAGGUCUUUGCCAAAGAAUUUGGUGUGGAGCGUAUCAGCGACUUUGUAAAAGCAUAUGAUCUCAUUAUUGGAAAAGUUGUUGGCAACAUCAAGAAAGGAGUGGACACAGUUGUUGAUCUUUUCAAUGGUGAAAUCAGCAUAAGUCAACUACUUGACAACUUUGCUCGGUCAUUUGACAAAAUCCCCAGUUUCAUUUCUGAUUUGAGAUCAGUGGCUACUAGGGCCGUGUCCCGACUGGCUCAGUUUGACCCAGCCAAGCUCCCACCUUCCUUCAGAGGCGUCAUCAAUGUUGUCAACAAGGCUGCUCAGCUGUUUAGUGACAUCAAGACAGAUGUUAUGGAAUUCUACCAGGCUGUAAGUGAGGCAAUCACUGUUACUUUGCCCUUGGCAGCAGAACGGAUCUGGAAGUCUAUUGUUUCAGUUGGAGAGUCCAUGAUGGACUUAUUGAAAUCUCCACUGAAGGCCAUCGGUGACAUGUUCAAAGGAAUCCUCAACAUUAAACUGUCAGUUGAUGAAAUCAGAAAUGCCAAGAAGCAAAUACAAGAAGCCCUCUUCUUCAAAGGAGAUCAGACACCCUACUGGUUUAAGCUGCCCAAGAUCAUCCAAGACAUGCUCCAAGAGUUGGGGGAACACCUCAGCAACAUCAGACGAGAUCUUGCCACCUGGAUAGAUGAGGUUGACAGCUCGUCAGAUCCCAUCAAGAUGUUGACUGGUGGCACAACAGACUCGUUUACAGUGAGGAAACAAGUCCAAGCUGAGAUUGAGUCUAUCUUCCAAGACCUGAUGGGUCCAAUGCAGCCCGUUGCAGAUCUCUUGAGUCCCUUCUUUGAUCUGUGUGACCAUGUAUUUCGUGCUGUUGGAGCUGUAAAGGAAGCUUAUGAGACUCUCAGGGAUGGAUAUCGAAAGUCUCAAGCUCUUGUCAUAAAACUGUUUGGGCCCAAGGCUCAUGACAUAUUUCCCAGGAAAUAUAGAGAGCCUGGAUCUGGUGCCUGUGCAUCUGGAGGAUUCUACCCAACGGACUCUGCUGGACAAUAUGAACAUCAGGGUGUUGAUCUGGAAAUACCCGCAGGGGCAAAGUUGGUGGCCCCAUUUUCAGGAGUCCUUUUCAAGAGUGAGGGCAAACCCAACCAGGUGACUCUCGUCGCUGGGGGUGGCGCCUUCCGUAACAUCAGGAUCACCAUUGACAACAUUGAACCCAACAGAACUCUGUCUGAAACCAAUGGAGUGAAUGUGAUAGCUGGCACUGUCAUAGGUACUGUGGGCCAGUCAACAACCUGCAGACCAUCCAACUACAUCCACCUGUCCAUGAAGAAACUCAAGCCAAAUCGCCUGGCGUCAUUUCUGGACAGUGCCCUGGAUGACGAUCCAUCAGCUGCCCAGCUGGCGGCAAGGGAGGGAUACGUGGACCCCAGCAACUACGUGGCUAAUAGACCGCUGACAAUGCCCAAGUGGAUUCAACAAUGUGAUGAUUACAAACUGGUGUGGCUGGGAAUGACAGUGUUGGAAGGUUCUUUACUGGGACGUAACAAGAACAGGACAGAGGAUACAAGUCCAGAGCGCCAACCUCCCCCUGACAUGACCACCGAUAGACCUGACCCCAGCAAGAUACCACCUAGAUGGCCAUCCUCUCUUGAUCAAGCAUUGUCAGAAGCCAAUAAACAAGAGACUGAAGAUGCACUUGGCCUCCCUCAGCCCCAAAAGGGCUCAGGUUCUCCAUUCCAGAACUUCACGUUGAGGAACUUGAAGAUCGGAUCCAUUCUGGCAUUUGCCCGUCGACUUGGACUGGAAAAAACUGCAGAUGAAUUGCUUGCUGUUGUCCAGACAAUUGUUAAACUUGUGAGCGAUAAGCCCUGUGUUCUGCCUGAGUCUAUGUCUGACGAUUUGCUCAGAAUUGAGCUUCAACAACGUGGCCUGAGCUCUCAAGGAGACAGGAAAACAUUACUUCAGCGAUACAAACAGCCUGACGAUCGUUGUCCGCUACUUCAAGUUUCCUUGCCCAAGAAUGUGUACUGUAAGAUUGACCCAAGCUGCCUGGGUGUGGAGUGCUGCAUGAAUGUCAAACUCUUCAUGGUGUCUCUGGCCUUCAAGGCGUUCAUGCGUUUUGACCCGUGCGAGUUCCAGUUUGUCCUGGGAGUCAAUUCCUGGAACCACACAAUCCAGAUCCUGGAGGCCGAAUUUGGAAGAGAAUUGGACUUGCCAGUGCCCUUUGACAUACCAUUUGUUGAAGGAAUGCAGCUACUUCUCAGGCUCACCAUUGAUAAGAGCCCUACUAAACUACUGGUCAGCAUGUCUGUUGGCCUCUGUCCAAAGACCGGAGAUGCAGACUGCUUAUCAUUCGUCGACAUGCUGACAGAUUCUGCCAUCCUUUUACCAAUUUGUCUUCCCAAUGGGACCAUCACAUGGCCAGAUAUUGAUCUUGAGGAAUAUUUCUCCCGUGCUAACCUGAAGAGGAUUCUUAAAGAGACAGGAGAGGAAACACUGCAGGCUGGGGCAGAACUUGCUUUGAGCUACGCAAUGGACAAGCUUGGCAUACCGAAGGAGUUGCUGAGUAGUAAGGAAACCUGCCUAACACCAGCCACCAUGAGUGAUUCACAACUGAUUGCUAGCCUGAAAGGCAGACAACUUGUAACCACAGGAACCAGGAUGGAAUGGGAAGCAAGGCUAUCUGAGGAUGACAGAACUUGUAAGUUCUUAGCCUUGCCAGUGUUUUCUCCUGAGCUGGCUCAGGUGGCCUACUGCUCCCUGAGUGACAACUGCCUCCGUCUGGACUGUUGUCUGGAACUCAACCUCCGGAAGUUAAAAUUCCGCCGAUCAUUCAAAGCCUCCGUGGAGGUGGAUGCCUGCGAUUUCACCUUUAUCAUUGCAUUUCAGCACCUGAAGUACAAGAAAUUGCUACUGAGUUAUGAGUGGGGACAACUGCAGCAGCAAAACAUUGGUGUGAUUGCCCUGAAAUAUUCCAUUGACAAACUGGAUGCUGAGAAGGUGUUUAAGAUCAACUUUGGGGCAUCUGUCUGUCCCAGCGGCGAGGAUUGCAUCUUUGAUUUAGACAUCAUCCAGGACUACAGGGUUCCCAUUCCUGUCUGCAGCUCCAACUUUUCAAUCUCCCUUCCAGGAGGCAAUACCCUGAGUGAGUUUGUGGCUGCAGUAGGUCGAAAUGCUGGUCAGCAGGCGGUAAACAUCUUUCUGGAGUACAUUGGACUGAGGGAUAAGAUUAAUGAUGGACGUUGCAACACUACAGCCCUGGUUGCCGUAGAUGAAGAAGUUUGCACCGACGUAAGCCUACCAGCACUGUCAAAUGGACUGACCUGUCAGCUUUCACAUGGAUGCCUGGGCAUUCAGUGCUGUGUUGAACUUGAUGUGCAAGUCACCAUACUGUCGGUCAAUGUGUGGCUGAUUCUAGACCCAUGCAAGUUCAUGAUGUCGGUUGGCUUUGGAAAGUGGUCCUUGACAUUCACCAUAUUUGACUACCACUGGGGUACCCAGGAGCACAUUAAGAUUGGCAAAGCCUUGACCCUCAUCUACACCAUCGACAAACUGACUGAGGCCAAGGUGUUUGUGCUGGAUCUAGCCCUGUCCCUCUGCCUGCCAGAUUCAGAGUGUAACACGCCCUCUAUUGACAUCCUCAGGAAAACCCAAGUGCCGAUUCCACUCUGCAAUGAGAAUGCUACAUUCACUCUGCCAGGGGAUGGAACUGUUAAAGGCUUCCUGCAGGUGGUCAGCCAGAAUACUGCAGAUUUAGCCAUAGAUGCCAUUCUGAGUCAUCUGGGGCUGUUUGAAUACAUCAGUCGGGAGCCAUGUGUACGUCCACAAGUCACACAGAAUGGUUGGCAGAGACUUUGUCCACGGGAAGUCAGGCUUCCUCACCUACCCAGAAAUCUCGUCUGUACCCUGCCAGAGAAGUGUCUCGGGUUCGAUUGCUGUCUGGAGCUCCCAAUCCCAGGAAUCGCUCCCAUCAGCACUCGGAUCUCCUUCGUCUUUGAUCCUUGUAACUAUCAUCUGUCUGUGAGUCUGGGCAGCUUCAGCCAGGAGCUGCAAGUCUUGUCCUAUCAGUGGGGUCAAGAAGAAGAAGUCAACAUUGGGAAGGCUGUUACAAUACGUAUGACCAUUGACAAGUUGAAUGUAGAGGAGUCCUUUCAGAUUAAUUUGGAUAUCUCUUUCUGCUUGGACGGUGACUGUACAACCACACCGGUGCUCCGCGAUGCAUUGGUCCCCAUCCCGCUCUGCAAUCUCAAUGUCUCCUUUGAGCUGCCAGGAGGUGGUAGCUUUGCUGGACUGGCCCGGACUCUUGCUGAGGAUGUCGGGGAGUUGGCCAUCCAGGCUGGCCUCCGAAAACUUGGAAUCCAGCAAUACUUGGACAACCAGCAGUGUGAAAUGGUGAUACUUGCCCCAAGUGAAAACAAAUGUCCACUUCUGAGGUUGCCAUCUCCGACCAGCUUCCUGACCUGCACAGUGGAUGACCGAUGCCUUGGCCUGACAUGCUGUGCCUCCCUGGACCUGAUCUUCACUCAGUUGUCCACUACCACUUGGGCUGCCCUAGACCCCUGCGAAUUGAAACUGUCUGUUGGGCUGGGGUCGUGGUCAAAGAAUGUCACGCUCUUUGAAUACGACUGGGGAGUGGAUAAGGUGCUUGACGUCAGUGAUUCUGUGCACAUAAUGUAUAAUGUUGACAAGCUGACGGCACUGAAGGAAUUUCAGAUUGACCUCUCGGUAACCCUGUGCAUAGACGGCAGCUGCAGACCCAUCCAUCUGCUCCAGGCAGCUCAUGUGCCCAUUUCGAUCUGCAACUCCAAUGCCACCCUCACCUUGCCUGGGAAUGGCACCAUCUCUGGCUACCUGGAGAGCUUAGGGGGUCAAGUCACUGAAGCAGCCGUAGAUAGGGUACUAGACCAUUUGGGAUUGAAGAAUUUCCUGUCCAGAGACAUGUGUAAUCUGCCCCCAGUGCUCGGAGCAGGCAGUGACAGUUGUUCAGUGCAGUUUCCUGACAACCUUCCCAGCUUGUCCUGUCAUAUUGGCAGCCGUUGUACAAGUUUUCACUGCUGUCUAACGCUGGAUCUCAAGCUGACCCAGAUCAGCACCAAGGCCUGGUUUAUCAUUGACCCAUGUGACUACAAGGUGUCUGUUGGGCUAGGAAGGUGGUUCUUCAAUGCAUCCCUGUUUUCCUACAAGUGGGGAGUGAUGGAAAGUUUUAUGGUUGGGCAUGCUCUCAGUGUUAUGUUUUCUAUCGACAAGUUGGAUGCCACAAAGGAAUAUGAAGUGGAUCUUGCCUUCUCCCUCCUCAUUGACGGCGUCACCACAGACCUUCCCAUCAUGACUGACCAGAGAAUCCCAAUGCCCAUCUGCAAUGCCAACUCCUCCCUGGCCUUGCCUGGUGAUGGCUCAGUGAGAGGUUUCUUAGAGGAGCUGGGUUACAAUGUCGGACAGGCAGCCAUCCAGCUGGUCCUCCGACGACUCAACCUACAGGAUGUUACUACUGGAAAAGAGUGCAAGAUGCCAUCAGGGAUAGCAACCGUCUCCCACUGUCCUGUCAUCUCACUUCCCUUCCUGGAGGAUGUUGUCAAGUGCUCCAUCGAUGACCGUUGCCUUGGCAUCCAAUGCUGCAUCACCCUAGAUUUUGUCAUCACUGAGCUCAUGCUGAGCAUAAGGAUUGAAGUGGAUCCAUGCAAUUACCAGCUUUAUAUGGCCUUUGAGAACUGGGAACUGAAUGUCACCUUGUUCAGCUACACCUGGGGGACUGUGGAAAAAAUCAACAUUGAAAAUGCAUUAAUGUUGAGCUAUUCCAUUGACAAGCUGACAGCAGAGAAAGUCUUGUCUGUGACCCUCAACAUCAUGCUGUGCAUUGAUGCCGCAUGCACCACAACCCCAGUACUGGACCAUGUCUGGGUUCCCAUACCAGUGUGCAACACCAAUGCCACCUCAUUCGCCCUGCCUGGUGAUGGGACAGUGGGCGGAUUCAUACGACAGCUGGGUGGCCGUAUUGGAAACUCUGCUAUUGACCUGGUGCUGGAGAAACUUGACCUGAGUCAACAUUUGCUGAGUACACCAUGUGAUGGAGGAAUACCAGGCACUUUGAGAAGUGGUUGCCCAGCUGUGGAUAUCACCCAGCUUCCUGACUCUCUCACUUGCACUGUCACCGAUUCCUGCCUGGGCAUCCGAUGCUGUCUAGAGAUGGACUUGAAGAUAACUACUCGCAGCAUCAGUGCCUGGGUCAUGCUGGAUCCGUGCAACUUCACCGUAUCGGUGGGUUUUGAGAAGUGGGAACGAAGCGUCACCUUGUUCCAUUACCCUAUGGGAGAUGUCAUGGAGGAGGUUGUGAAUGAUGUCCUGAGAAUAAGGUGGCGAGUGGCCAAGAUCACUGAAGAAAAGCAGUUUGAGGUAGACUUGUCGCUUGUCCUUUGUAUAGAUGGAGCCUGUGACACGCUCACAGUACUUUCAGCAAGUCAUCUGCCGAUACCACUGUGUAACACUCCAGAUCCAUUCACUUUGCCUGGUGACGGCACUGUAGCAGGCUUCAUGACUUACCUUGGAGGUAACAUCGGUCAGUUUGCCAUAGAUGCAGCUUUACAUCAUCUAAAUCUGGCCAGCUUCCUGACAGGAAAGGCUUGCUCCUACCAUAGGCAAGAUGUCUGUGCAAGGUCUUCCAGUGUCCCAAGCAACUGCUCCCUGAUUGGUGAAACCUGUACAGAACUACGAUGCUGCCUGGACCUUGAUCUGAAGAUAGCUGACAUCUCAGCCACGGCCUGGUUCAAGUUUGACCCCUGCGACUUCACCUUCACAUUGGGCCUGGAGAAGUGGUCCUUCCAGGGCUCUGUCUUCAGCUAUCAUUGGGGAAAAGAGAUGACAGUUCCCAUUGCUCCAGGAAUGAAUUUUAGUCUGAUUGCUGAUGGUUUCUUAGAGACAGUAUCAGGACAGGUCAUCCAAGGAGCAUCGCUGGCCCUCUUGUCACGGCUUGGAAUCAACCCAGACUUCUUUAGCAGUCAACCAUGUGUCAACCCCAGCGGACCCCAGUCUAAUACCAAUUGUCCCAGUAUGCAGCUACCUAGUACCCUAGCCUCUCAGGCUCACUGUGCCAUCGUCAACACUUGCUAUGGUGUGCAGUGCUGCCUAGAUGUGAACCUUGGACCGUUGAAUCAUGUACUCAGUACAUCUAUGGUGAUAGAUCCAUGCCUUGGCCAGCUGACUCUAGAGAUUGGUAACUGGCAGCACACUAAAUCCCUCUCCCACCUUGACUUUGAUGCCGCUCAGGAGAUUGCCAUUGGCAACUUUGCCAUGCUCAGGUACACACUGGUGCUGAUGGAUAGUGAUUUGUCAGUCACUCUGUCUGUUGAUAUAUGCAUCGAUGGACAUUGCACUGGAGAACUCAGGAUUUUAGAUGAUGCAGUAUCCCCACUGCCUGUGUGCUACCCUAAUGGAACCAUCUCUUGGAAUACUCUGCCAGGAAUAACCUCCAUGUCUCAGCUGGGAGGUCUGGAUGUUGGACUUGAAGCUGUGGCUACUGCUCUCGGCUUACCAUCUCGUCUAGUCUCAGCCUCACCUUGCCCUCUUGUGUUCCAACCAAGACAGUCUGGAGCAUGUCCACACCUCCCCUCUCUACCCAACCUUCCGUCGGGGGGUGUAUGUCACUAUUCAGAUGCCUGCCUAGGGGUGGAGUGCUGUCUAACAGUAGACCUCGGCAUCAUCAGUCACACCCUGAGGGCAUGGCUGACUGUAGAUCCCUGUGACUUCAAACUGAGUGUGGGGUUUGAGAACUGGAGUUACAAUGUCACUCUUUUGAGUUACAAAUGGGGAAAGGCGACCAGGGAAAGACUGAGUGAUGUUGUCUCACUAACCUUCACCCUUGACAAGAUGGCUGAUAACCGUAACUUCCUCCUGUCCCUCUCCAUCCAACUCUGUAUCGCUGGAGUCUGUGCUCCAGACAUUGUCAUUCUCCAAGACUUUACGACACCCAUACCAUUCUGCAAUCAGAAUGGGACGUUGGAGUGGGCUCAAGAUAUGGGCCAUACUAGAGAUUAUGCAAGUGGCCUAGUGGUGAACCGUCUCAGAGUCAGUGCUGAUGUGCUUCUACCUCAACCAUGUAAUGGUCCACCAGCACAGAUUACACCAGCAAACACAGGGGACUGUAGCUUGCUUACUCUGCCAUCUCCAGUGGCAUCAUUUUGCUCCUGGGAUCAGUCAUGUCUUGGGGUCGGUUGCUGCUUGGACUUUGACCUUGGCGUGGUUCAAAGGUCAUUUUCUGUCUGGGCAAAGCUGGACCCCUGUGCUCAGACUUUCUCAUUUGGAUUUGAGAGGUGGAGUCAUGUGGAGAUGUUGAACAUUCAAGAACUGCAAGCUCAUUCCUUUGAGAAAAACCUUGGACUGCUAAAAAUCAGGUCAGUCAGUUAG
Molecule: messenger RNA, 8652 nt
Organism: Acanthaster planci (crown-of-thorns starfish)
Lineage: Eukaryota; Metazoa; Echinodermata; Asteroidea; Valvatida; Acanthasteridae
Biological process (GO): lipid transport
Molecular function (GO): lipid carrier activity; protein binding
Source: RefSeq, a predicted model, not a curated record